Fusarium oxysporum Fo47 is the source of this 1989-nucleotide messenger RNA. Its product is annotated as Zn(II)2Cys6 transcription factor. NCBI's taxonomy places the organism in Eukaryota, Fungi, Ascomycota, Sordariomycetes, Hypocreales, Nectriaceae. Gene Ontology annotation, molecular function: DNA-binding transcription factor activity, RNA polymerase II-specific; zinc ion binding. The record is from RefSeq and is a predicted model, not a curated record. The coding region runs from base 1 to 1989 and encodes 662 amino acids. Gene Ontology annotation, biological process: regulation of DNA-templated transcription. The transcript has 3 exons.
AUGGCAUCACGAGCGGUUUCGUGCCAAUUUUGCAGGCAACGGAAACUGAGGUGUAACCGUCAAUUUCCUUGUUCUAAUUGUUUAAGCCGCGGAGUUCCAUGUCCUUCAUUGCAGCCCCCUACUAGGCACCUGCCCGAAGCCGGCGCCGCAUCCAACGACGCUAUCUUGAGUCGCUUGGAUAAGAUUGAAGCACAUCUUGCGGCACUCACUAAUUCAUCGGCUUCUAAAAAUCCUUUAUCCGGAGAGGAACCUAGGGUCGUGCUCAAAGCCGACGUAGACCCCGAGUUUCACCGGCAGUUGUCACCGAUGAUCCAAGAACUGACCGAGGAUGCCUUUUCAAUCGAUCGCUCACUAUUCAAAAACGAUGGAGCAACGCCUACACAUAAUAUCUUGGUUCGCAAAUGCCCCAUUGCGAUGCAGCCUCCUCCCGGGGCCCAGCCGAAGGAUUAUGCUGCCUGCAUAUGGUUUCCUACGAUCGAGGAAGCCCAAAGUCUGGUGAAUAAAUACAUCGUAGAACUCAACUACAUGAGCUACAUCGUCCACGGCCCCACACUGAGGAAGCUGGUAACCGAAGCAUACGACUGCGGCCCUCAUAUCUCCGCAAGCCUUGCCGUACUGUUAUUAGCGAUAUUUGCUUUUGUUGCCCGCACUUGGACUCAAAUCGAUGCCGAAUUGGCGGGGCUGUUUUAUUGUCGCGCACAAGCCCAAGCUCAGGCCAGCUCGUGGACAACUACUGCAUUCGAUGUACUCGAGCAAUGCCACCGAAACUCGGAAGUGUCACUAGAGUUAGCGCAGGGUCUCUCUAUUCUUAACUCCGCAAUAUUCCACUUCGAAGGCCUUACUUCCAGAGGCUCCACUGUCUUGGCUCAGACUAUAACAAUGUGCCGCCAACUAGGUCUUCAUCGUAUCGAUCACCCCGGCGAUAGGACCAGCCUUCAGGACAACCCAAGUCUGUAUGGAGUCAGGGCUGAAGUCGGGCGGAGAGUUUGGUGGCGUCUCGCCACUCUUGACUGGAUGCUGGCUGCUUACCCCGGCCCUCAAAAAGGUACAUAUUUCAUCAGUUCUCUUCAUAUGGCCGUGAGAAAACCGUUGAAUCUCGAAGACGAAAACCUCACAGACGCAAGUGAGUUACUAGGCCAAGGGCUCACGAAACCUACAUCUAUGUUUUACUUUCUUGAGCGCAUCAGAUUGGCAGAAAAGAUAAAGUCGGCGAUUGAUAAAAGUCCUCUCACGGGUGUUUCAACUUAUGGGCAAGUAUUGGAAGUUGAUGCUGCUAUCGCCAGCACUAUACAGGAUACGCCGCAGCCCCUAGCUCUAAAAGGCGGAAGUGGUCCCUCCUACUCUUCUUCCCAAAAUAUGGAAUAUAUUGCAGGGCAAUGCUAUUCGCUACAUCUGCUCCUUCAUGGUCAGCGCUGCAGACUACAUCUUCCCUACCUUAUUCGUGGUAUAUCUGAGACGCCAUAUGACCAGUCGCGGGAAAUCGCACUGAAGAGCGCUCGGUUCAUCAUCGAUGGAGAAGUGAGCCUCGGAAAAUUUAGCCGCGAAGCUUCGUCGUCGCAUUUCAUGCUGGGUGGCGUCUUUUUUUCCUUUUUCUCCGCUGUUGCUGUUUUAGCAUUGGACUUGUGUUUAGCCGUGCCAGAAGAAAUCAAGGUCAAGCAGCAGGAAUUCGAACAAGCCUGGCGAAUUUUGGGAGAAGUUCCAGACAAGGUAUCGAUGAUAGAAGAAGGAAUGCAUAUACUGGAAGUAACGAUGAGAAAGCAUCAUGUUUGGCCCUUAACAGAAACUGGAUUAUAUCCAGGGUCGGCCGAAACGCAGCAACCCCAUACCGAGAUCCGUGGUCAUGUUCCUACGGCUGAUCCAAGCUCUACUUUACAACAAGACUGUAUGUCAUUCCUUAUAGAUCAAGACGUUGAUAUUAAUGGAUUAGAUAGAAUUAACUGGGAUAUUCUGCAGUGGGUUACGGAUAUGCCGUUUCUAGGGUUAGGUUAG